Molecule: messenger RNA, 808 nt
Organism: Hermetia illucens (black soldier fly)
Lineage: Eukaryota; Metazoa; Arthropoda; Insecta; Diptera; Stratiomyidae
Product: chromatin complexes subunit BAP18
Exons: 4
Coding region: 132-524 (130 amino acids)
Cellular component (GO): MLL1 complex; NURF complex
Source: RefSeq, a predicted model, not a curated record
AAAGACACAAACCAGUCAUAGAAUCUGCCCAAUUUGCGCCCAGAGAUUCUAUUACCCAAUCUAAAUUUCCCAAACAUCUAUUGCAAGGGACCUGUCAAAGUAGCAAACAAGUAGCGAAAGCAGGUAAAACGAUGAAUUCCGCAACAAAAGUCGGGGAGAUUUUCACAGCAGCCGGCACGGCUUUCAAUCGUCUGGGCGAGCUAACAAUGCAGUUACAUCCAACUGCUGAUUCGCCGGCCGGGAGCAAGUGGACAGAUGAAGAAAUCGAAAUGCUGCACGCUUCGAUAAAUCGUUUUGCGGAAGAUCUCAAUAAAAUUAGUUUACGUAUUAAGAGCCGAACAGUAUCUCAGAUCCGUCAAACACUGAAGAAGAAGGCAUUCGAAGACGCUGGCAUCCCGGUGAAACAAGUUCCCAUGCAGCAGCAGCAACAGGCGGUCGUGCAGGCGAUCCAACAGCAGCCCCAGCAGGGCACGAUCGUCCAACACGUAGUCAAAUCAGAUGCGGUUGAGUCCACCCGGGGCUAGUGAUUGGCACAAAAAAAUGCCGAGGUGAUGAUGACUCUUAAUCGCCUGAAUACGCAGGAAACCGAAGUUGAUGUAGAGGGUCUGCCCUCGGACGUGAAACUCGACUUCAACACGGGGACCGAGGAGGAGGUGGCUGGAUGAAAUUCGGCCGAAGACUUCUACUUUUGAGGGAAGCAGCGGCAAAAUCAAUUGAACAUAAAUCAGGGAUGCAAAUGUGGGAGGAAAAAUUGUAAAAUUUGUAUAAAGUUUUAAUAAAAGUAGGUUUUAUUUGUUUGUGUGGUAAA